Triticum turgidum subsp. durum (durum wheat) is the source of this 600-nucleotide messenger RNA. The record is from the annotation of a GenBank genome assembly. Lineage: Eukaryota; Viridiplantae; Streptophyta; Magnoliopsida; Poales; Poaceae.
AUGGCCAUGUCAAUCCUCGGCGCUCUGAAGCUCGCCCCGUCCCCGGCGGCGGCGACGGCGCAGCCGCCGGCGUGGCGCGCCCCCUCCUCGCUGCACUUCCACGUCGCCAACGCCGGCGCCGCCGCGCUGGUCGCCGCCUCGCUCCUCCUCGCCGACCCGGCCCUCGCGUUCAGGGGAGGCGGGCCGUACGGGCAGCAGGUGACGCGGGGGCAGGACCUCACCGGCAAGGACUUCAGCGGCCAGACGCUCAUCAAGCAGGACUUCAAGACCUCUAUCCUGCGGCAGACCAACUUCAAAGGUGCGAACCUGCUCGGCGCCAGCUUCUUUGAUGCGGACCUGACAGGCGCUGAUCUCUCCGACGCUGACCUCAGAAACGCCGAUUUCUCGCUGGCAAAUGUAACAAAGGUAAAUUUAACCAAUGCCAACUUGGAAGGGGCACUUGUGACAGGGAACACUUCUUUCAAAGGUUCCAACAUAUACGGGGCAGAUUUUACCGAUGUUCCACUACGAGACGACCAACGGGACUACCUCUGCAAAAUUGCUGAUGGGGUAAAUACAACUACCGGGAACGCUACCAAGGAGACUCUCUUCUGCAAAUAA